Molecule: messenger RNA, 1548 nt
Organism: Trichophyton verrucosum HKI 0517
Lineage: Eukaryota; Fungi; Ascomycota; Eurotiomycetes; Onygenales; Arthrodermataceae
Exons: 3
Coding region: 1-1548 (515 amino acids)
Source: RefSeq, a predicted model, not a curated record
AUGAAUACCUCCAUGCGUGAAGGAGCUAGCGGACCAGCAGAUAUUGACAUGGUGAGCUCCUCUCAUAACUUCAAAAAUGAGAGCAGUGAUGAGUUUGAGUUAGAGGCUGUGUCAUUAUUGAGCACUAACUAUCCAGUGGAAGAUCCUACUACUGGCCCUGCCAGCUCGUCCGGGCUUCCCAAUGAUUCAGGGGCUGUCGAUGCCAUAUCCAAACCUGAAGACCAUCAACAAGCCAAUUCUGAUGAAACACAUACCAUAGAGUCACUAAGAUCACGGGUGCGUGUAUUAGAAACUCGUCUGAGGAACCAACAACUCGAAUCCCACCAGGAGAUUGAUUAUCGUCAGGAAUUACUGUCAAAGCUCAGUGACGAAGUCAAUUUUCACAAAUGGCGCGCUAGUGGUCUUCGUGAUAACCUCUAUGCCGCAGAGCAUUCAUUAACUCAUUUGGCCGAUGAGAUUGAAGGCCACAAGGGUUAUAUUAAACAGUUGGAACAGAAGAUAAAAUUCCUUACACAUGACUUACGUAUUACACGAUGUGGUUAUGAAGAGUUACAGAAUAACCUUCGCGUUGCCCAGGAAGGCACUCUUCUCUCAGUUAAGAGAGCCUCGUGGGUCCCUAAAGAUGAUGGGGCGGUUCGAAAUGAAUUCUCAAAGCUUGAAGAAAAGCUGAAAGCAUGGGCAAAAAAAAACGCAGUUCCGGAUAUAAAUGCUCUGCGGCCCCUUUCGAAUGAAGAGAAGGUGGAAAUAACGGACUAUCUUGAGAAGUACAUCUUCCAACUCAAUUUUGAUGCUUUACUGAAUAAAAUGUCGCCGCCUUUGAUGAAACGAUUUCCCGUUCUUAUCACCCAUUCUAUGCUGGCUAAGUAUAUCUUCGAAGAAAUCUUCGACAACCCAUUUUUUGCACUCCAGCAUCUCGAUACAAACUCGAAGGCUGUCCGUGGUAAUGCCAUGUUUGGGCUGUAUAAAACUAUGAUAAAUGGUCAGCAACAACAUGCCUACCACAUUUUUGAGAUGCAAGGGAAAACUAACCUUGUUAUAGUUCUUCCAUCUGAUGCACAUAUAUGGCGCUCCCAGAUGUUGCGUCUUUUGUCAACGGCUCCUGAUAGCCCAUCUGGGGUGCCAUUGCUGUCGGCACAAGUAUUCGAAAAAUUCAGUACAAAAAUGGCUAAAAAUUUCCUUGCGGGACCCAUACGUCCACUUUUAAAGGCAAAUGAAGCUCCAGAACAGCAACGCAAUUGCCUGCUUCAAGAUCUGUGCCACAUUUUUUACACCGCUGCAAAGCUAUCCACAUCAUUAUGGUGUCAGAGAACCAACAUUGACUGCCGCCGCACCACUCUACGGAAAAUGAAGCUUUUUUAUCACAAGAACCCAUUGAGUACUGCUCACCGUCUCCACCACCUCGAUGAGGAUGAUGACAAAUUUGAUGGUAAGGCGAUAUUAGCUAUUAUCCAGCCCGCGGUGGUAGCAUAUGGAAAUGAAGAUGCAGAGAACUAUGGCAAGGGGAAGGUUUGGUCGCCCGCAAUUGUUCUUGUCGAUGAGGGAAACUAG